This is a messenger RNA of Triticum turgidum subsp. durum (durum wheat), 1392 nucleotides long. Lineage: Eukaryota; Viridiplantae; Streptophyta; Magnoliopsida; Poales; Poaceae. The record is from the annotation of a GenBank genome assembly.
AUGCCGGGGACGACCAUCUCCGGCGUUCUCCUGCUCGCCUGCGUCGUCCUGGCCGUGCAGCUCUGUGUGUGCACGGAGCUACGCAAUAAUGGCAGCCGCGGCGACGAUGGGUUUAGCGUGGAGUUCAUCCACCGGGACUCCGUUCGGUCGCCGUUCCACGACCCAUCGCUCACCGCACACGGCCGUGUGCUUGCGGCGGCGCGGCGGUCCACGGCGCGCGCCCGGGUCAUCGACGACGGCACCAUGUCGGAGGUCGACCACAGGUCGUUCGAGUACCUGAUGGCCGUGGGCAUCGGCACUCCACCCACACGGAUGCUCGCCAUCGCCGACACCGGCAGCGACCUCGUCUGGUUCAACUGCCGGAACGGCACUGGCGCCGCCGCUGUGGACCGUCCUCCGAGCGUCGUCCUGUUCGACCCAGACAACUCGACGACGUUCGGCCUCGUGGGCUGCAAGUCCCGCGCAUGCCGCGCGAUCCCCGACGGCGCCACCUGCACCCUCGCCUCCAACUGCAAGUACAUCUACUCCUACGGCGACGGCUCUAGGACGAGCGGCCUCAUCUCCACCGAGACCUUCACCUUCGCCCACGUCCCCGGCACCGCCCGCGGCCAUCGGGGCCGGAGGAAGCGCGUGGCCACCGUGAACUUCGGCUGCUCCACUGCCACGGCUGGCACGUUCCAAGCGGACGGCGUGGUGGGCCUCGGAGGCGGCGCCCUCUCCCUCGUCACGCAGCUCGGCGCCCACAAAUCGCUCGGCGGUCGGAAAUUCUCCUACUGCCUCGUGCCCUACUCCGUGAACGCCUCCUCCGCGCUCAACUUCGGCGCCCGCGCCAUAGUGAAGGACACAGGCGCGGUGACGACACCGCUGAUCCCAUCCCUAGUGGACACGUACUACACCGUCGACCUCCAGUCCGUCAAGAUCGGGAACAUGACCAUCGCGUCGCCGCACGGGCACCAGGACGUCAUCGUCGACUCCGGCACCACGCUGACAUUCCUCAACAAGGCGCUGCUGGACCCAAUGGUGAAGGAGCUGAGCCGCCGGAUCAAGCUCCCGCGGGCGCCAUCGCCCGACAAGCUCCUGACGCUGUGCUUCGACGUGAGCAGGGUAGGGGAGCGGCGGGCGAAGGCGAUGGUCCCUGACGUGACGCUGGGGCUGGGCGGCGGCGCGGUGGUCACGCUCAAUGCGGAGAACACCUUCGUGGUUGUGGAGGAGGGCACCAUGUGCUUGGCGGUGUCGGCGGUGCCGGAGCGGUUACCGGCGUCGAUCCUCGGGAACAUCGCGCAGCAGAACAUGCACGUCGGGUACGACCUCGACAAGCGCACCGUGACCUUCGCCGCGGCAAACUGCGCAGCGUCAUAUCAUGUUCCUAUCCAUCCCCCUCCGCCUAUGUAA